Molecule: messenger RNA, 1211 nt
Organism: Ciona intestinalis (vase tunicate)
Lineage: Eukaryota; Metazoa; Chordata; Ascidiacea; Phlebobranchia; Cionidae
Source: RefSeq, a predicted model, not a curated record
AGAAUGAAUGUUGUUCAUACAUAAAUGUACAGCUCGCUGAUAUUUUGUUACCCAAACUUUUUGGUAGGCUAGGAUCAUUUUGUAGAUAACGAUGGCUUCAAGUACUAAAUCUGAAGAAGAUGUUCUAACAUCCGAAAUGAUCUUAUCGCAUUCUGGGGAAUUUGAAAUUGAAAGUGUGGAAAUUCUCUAUUUUGAUCACAAACACAUAGUUGAUCUUGGGGCUUUAUUCAAAUGCAAGAACCUCUCAAGACUGGAUGUAUCAUACAACCAAAUAUCAGUUAUUAGCGCUAUGAGGGGUCUAAAACAACUAACCUACCUAAAUAUUUCUUCAAACCGUAUCACAAAUUUAGACCCUUUAAGUGGCAUGGAAAACCUUGAGGAAUUAAAUGCAGCAGGUAACAUGAUUGGUAGCAUGGAUAGACUCAAAUGCUUGUGCAGUAUCGCCAGUUUAAAAAAACUUCGGCUUUAUGAUGGGAUCAAAAAGCUUUCAAACCUUGUGUGUGAUAACGAUUUGUAUCAUAAAUCUGCACUGAAGAUGCUUCCACAGUUGAUGAUGCUUGAUGGUGAAAGGGUUAAAGGUCCUGGAAGUGACCUCUACAAGAUCUGCCAAGAACUUGAUGAACAAAUAAAAUCUCUUUAUCAUGAACCAUAUUGUCCGUGCAAUUCAUGCAAAUUAGGUGGUCGACCAUUUGGUCCAGUGGUUGAACGACCACUACCAGGUCCAUGGUUUGAUUCCAAACAACUAACGUUACCUGAAGUCCAUACAAGUUCAAACAAUGAUAUUAUGGAGUUCCAGAAAGUUCUACGUGAGUGUAAGAAAGCUGAUGAAACCGCAAGUGUAGUGUUGGAUCAGUUCAAAACAAGAAUGACAACAUAAUAGAAAAGAUGACAGUUCAAAACAAGAAUGACAACAUAAUAGAAAAGAUGAACUGUUUUUUUUAAAGUAUUAAUUUUUUAGAAAAUUCACUGUGAAACCUUUUUAAUCUUUUAACACGGUGCCUUUGAACAUUGUACUGCUGUUAAGUUAAAUAACUUUUAGUUUUAUACUUUACACUUUCGCAUGAUAAGUAAACUUAGUUUUUGUGUAACUUACUUAUCUCAAUGUAACUGACAAAUUUGGUGCAUAGAAAUUUAUUUGAUAAUCAAAAUGAGGUUUUGUCGUCAAGAUCAUAGUGUGAAAUAAAUCGUCGCCUUAACAUAGGUGUAAAUAA